This is a messenger RNA of Protopterus annectens (West African lungfish), 696 nucleotides long. It is a transcript of the gene RPL15, whose product is annotated as ribosomal protein L15. Gene Ontology annotation, cellular component: cytosolic large ribosomal subunit; ribosome. NCBI's taxonomy places the organism in Eukaryota, Metazoa, Chordata, Ceratodontiformes, Protopteridae. Gene Ontology annotation, molecular function: RNA binding; structural constituent of ribosome. The transcript has 4 exons. The coding region runs from base 34 to 648 and encodes 204 amino acids. Gene Ontology annotation, biological process: cytoplasmic translation. The record is from RefSeq and is a predicted model, not a curated record.
CUUUCUUAAUGGUGCGCCAUCAUAUAAACUAAGAUGGGUGCCUACAAGUAUAUGCAGGAGCUGUGGAGGAAGAAGCAGUCAGAUGUUUUGCGUUUUUUGCUGCGUGUCCGAUGCUGGCAGUACCGUCAGUUGUCAUCCCUCCAUCGUGCUCCAAGACCAACUAGGCCUGAUAAAGCUCGUAGACUUGGAUACAAGGCCAAGCAGGGCUAUGUAGUUUACCGUAUAAGAGUGCGCCGUGGAGGUCGAAAGCGACCUGUGCCUAAGGGUGCUACAUAUGGCAAGCCUGUACACCAUGGUGUUAACCAGCUGAAAUUUGCUCGCAGCUUGCAGUCUGUGGCAGAGGAACGAGCUGGCCGUCAUUGUGGAGCUUUAAGAGUUCUUAAUUCCUAUUGGGUUGGAGAGGAUUCUACCUAUAAGUUCUUUGAGGUAAUCCUUAUUGAUCCAUUCCACAAAGCUAUCAGACGCAACCCAGACACUCAGUGGAUUACAAAGCCAGUCCACAAACACAGAGAGAUGCGUGGUCUGACCUCAGCUGGCAGGAAGAGUAGAGGCCUUGGCAAGGGCCACAGAUACCAUCUCACCAUUGGUGGCUCUCGCCAUGCUUGCUGGAGAAGGCGCAACACCCUACAGCUGCGUCGCUACCGUUAACUGUAGUGUUCAUAUAUGUUCUGUUGAAAUAAACUAUUGUGGAAUGUC